AUGACGCAAGUGUCCCCAAUAGUAAAAAAGAUGCAGUGGGGCUCGAUUGUGGUAGAGCGCCUGGAUGAGAACGGUGUUGUUGUACCGAACGCUGAAGUUUCUUAUCGCGAUGCCAAGUUAUGGCCUGGUGGAAGUCGUGCGUGGGAUUGGCGCGAAACUGGAACCGGACACUUUCCGGGAAUUCAAACCGCAGACGUAGAGGAACUCCUGACCUACAAUCCGGAAACGGUAGUGCUGAGUCAAGGUGUGUUACACGUACUUCAGGUUCCGCAGGCCACCGUGGAUUAUAUUCACAAAAAGUGCCCUAAUGUCGAAGUACUUGUCCGUCCAAGCAAGAAAGCGUUUGAACUGUACAAUGAAUUGGCAUCGAAAGGUGUUCGAGUGGCGGCUUUGAUACACACAACCUGUUGA
Molecule: messenger RNA, 411 nt
Organism: Echinostoma caproni
Lineage: Eukaryota; Metazoa; Platyhelminthes; Trematoda; Plagiorchiida; Echinostomatidae
Source: the annotation of a GenBank genome assembly